CCGAUAAAGUUGCGCGCGCGGCCGCGGCUCCGGCAGGUGGGCGGUGCUUGCUUUGAACAAAACUUUAUUGUUUCGCCGUGGUGGUGGUGGCGGUGGCGCUGGCGCGUAGGAUGCGCUAAGGCUUCCCCCGCCCGGCCUCGGCAUGUCAGGCAGCCGGCAGCCGCCCCCCCCGGCCGGGCAGGGCGCCGCGGCCUCCGCCGUCACUUCGGCUUCCUCGUCGUCGGCGCCGGGCUCCUGCUCCUCGUCCGCGGGGCUCGGGGGCCCUGCGCGGCCUGUGCUGGUGGCGGCCGCCGUCUCGGGCUCCGGGGCUGCCGCCUCUGGGCUUUCCCGGCUGGCGGGGGCGGCUAGGCCCGGCGGGAGCGGCGGCGGCUCCGCGUCUGGCGGCGGCGGGAGCAGGAAGAGGCCGCUGCUAACCCCGCUCUGCAACGGGCUCCUCAACUCGUACGAGGACAAGAGCAACGACUUCGUAUGCCCCAUCUGUUUUGAUAUGAUUGAAGAAGCAUACAUGACGAAAUGUGGACACAGUUUCUGCUAUAAAUGUAUUCAUCAGAGUCUGGAGGAUAACAACAGAUGCCCCAAAUGUAAUUAUGUGGUUGAUAACAUAGAUCAUCUUUACCCCAACUUUUUAGUGAAUGAGCUCAUCCUCAAACAGAAGCAAAGAUUUGAGGAAAAGCGAUUCAAACUGGACCAUUCAGUGAGUAGCACCAAUGGACACAGAUGGCAGAUAUUUCAAGACUUAUUGGGAACUGAUCAAGAUAACCUUGACUUGGCCAAUGUUAACUUGAUGUUGGAGCUGCUUGUGCAAAAGAAGAAGCAGUUGGAGGCAGAGUCCCAUGCUGCCCAACUACAGAUCCUUAUGGAAUUCCUCAAGGUUGCCAGGAGAAAUAAAAGAGAGCAACUGGAGCAGAUCCAGAAAGAGCUAAGUGUUCUGGAAGAGGAUAUUAAACGAGUGGAGGAAAUGAGUGGCUUGUAUUCCCCAGUCAGUGAGGAUAGUACGGUGCCUCAAUUCGAAGCCCCCUCGCCUUCAAACAGUAAUAUUAUCGAUUCCACGGAGUACAGCCAGCCUCCAGGAUUCAGUGGCAGUUCUCAGACUAAGAAACAGCCAUGGUAUAACAGCACGUUGGCAUCAAGGCGGAAGAGGCUUACAGCUCAUUUUGAGGACUUGGAGCAGUGCUAUUUUUCUACCAGGAUGACUCGUGUAUCAGAUGACAGCAGAACCACAAGCCAGCUGGAUGAAUUUCAGGAGUGCCUAUCGAAGUUCACUCGCUACAAUUCCGUCCGACCUUUGGCAACACUGUCUUAUGCUAGCGAUCUCUAUAAUGGCUCCAGCAUAGUAUCCAGUAUCGAAUUCGACCGGGACUGUGACUAUUUUGCUAUUGCCGGGGUGACGAAGAAGAUUAAAGUCUACGAGUAUGGCACUGUCAUUCAGGACGCAGUGGACAUUCAUUACCCUGAGAAUGAAAUGACCUGUAAUUCCAAAAUCAGCUGUAUCAGCUGGAGUAGCUACCACAAGAACCUGUUAGCCAGCAGUGACUAUGAAGGCACCGUCAUCCUGUGGGAUGGGUUCACAGGACAGAGGUCAAAGGUCUACCAGGAGCAUGAGAAAAGAUGCUGGAGUGUUGACUUUAACUUGAUGGACCCUAAACUACUGGCUUCAGGUUCUGAUGAUGCAAAAGUGAAGCUGUGGUCUACUAACCUGGAUAAUUCAGUUGCAAGUAUUGAGGCCAAGGCUAAUGUGUGUUGUGUCAAAUUCAGCCCCUCUUCUAGAUACCACCUGGCUUUUGGCUGUGCAGAUCACUGUGUUCACUACUAUGAUCUUCGCAACACUAAGCAGCCAAUCAUGGUGUUCAAAGGGCAUCGCAAGGCAGUCUCCUAUGCAAAGUUUGUGAGUGGAGAAGAAAUUGUCUCUGCGUCAACAGACAGUCAGCUGAAGCUGUGGAAUGUAGGGAAACCACACUGCCUGCGCUCUUUCAAGGGUCACAUCAAUGAGAAGAAUUUUGUAGGCCUGGCAUCCAAUGGAGACUACAUUGCCUGUGGAAGCGAGAAUAACUCCCUCUACCUGUACUACAAAGGCCUCUCAAAGACACUUCUGACUUUCAAAUUUGACACUGUCAAAAGCGUCCUGGACAAGGACCGGAAAGAGGAUGAUACAAAUGAGUUUGUCAGUGCUGUGUGCUGGAGGGCACUGCCAGAUGGGGAAUCCAAUGUGCUCAUCGCUGCUAACAGUCAGGGUACAAUUAAGGUACUGGAGCUGGUAUGAAGUGUUUUCUCUCAAGGCGUGAGGUACUUGGUCCUGCUGAUGUGCUACAGCUUUCAUUUGGAAUCUUUAGUGGGGCAAGAAACCGAAACCACCUUGAUAUUCCUCUCCACAGCCAUCAUGUUUGGGUUUUUUUUUUCCAUUUAUGGACGCUAUAGGACCUUUUGAAACACAGGGAACACCAGUGAACUGUCUGCCAUCAAGGUUAACUCCACAGACUUUGCUGCUGCUUGUAUGGUUGUCUAAUUUUUAUGAUAGGGAAACAAAUUCUUUUAAAUAAAAGCAAAUAACAAAAAGGAAUAAUAAAGAUUAUUGAGCCACAAGGUGAAGCUGGAAGAUUCUCUCUUGUUGCAUAUGGGAACAGAUUUACUUGGGAAGGGAGCUAACAGGACCACAGAAGGGUUGUACUAUGGAAUCACACACUUCUGGGUUACCUUACCUGGCUUUUCCUCCAUCCCCACAAGGGAAAAAAAAUCUCUUUAGCCUUACCUGAACAUUGAAGCAGUUUGCUUUGAGAGCAGAGCAUAAGAUGUAUGUGGUUUAGUUGUGUUUUGGUUUUUUAGAUGCAUUCAGUGUUCAUGAAAAUUGCCAGGUUGACAGUUCUGGAGACUGAAGUCCUCCAGAUACAACAGGAAGGUGGCAGCUUCCCUCUCCCCCUGCCAGUAUGCCUCAACGCUGACCUGGAGGGACUGCUUGUGUAAGGACGGGGUCAUUCCGUCUGUGCUCACAAAAUCCUUGGUGCCUCUGCAGCUUGCCAACAAAACAAGGGUACCAACUGUGACGUGGACAUCUGUUGACUGCGAACUGGACUGACUCACUAAACUGUUUCUCAAAGGGCACCAGACUGCCAUUAGCUAAUGACUUCUUGCACUGCUCAGUGGGGCUGGAUUUGAAUCAUUCAGCUAGAGGUGAAAGGCUCCAGAUCCUGUUGCCAGAGCCCUGCUGUGUCAUCCACUCUGCCACAUGGCCUGUUGUUUGUCCCCAGUUCAUAUCGUGGGGAAGCCAAGCAUUUUGAAUGUUGUAAUGAGGGGGGAAUUUGAUUGAUUGUAAUGUGUUUCAAAGCCGUGAUCCAGGAGCUUUAUUUUUAAUAACCAGGCAUACACUUAAUUGUACAUAUGGAGAGGGGGAAUAAACCAUGAGGCUGAGUGUUGUUACUGUGUGAGGGUUCAAGAAGAGAGAUCACAUUAUCAUGCAUGACAAUAAUAACAGAGCUGCAAGUACCACUACCCCAGUGUAAGUUUAAAGUUGAAUUAGAAGGUAUAGCGUUUUAUCUGUUUCCACUCUCAUCUGCCUGAAGAAUUGCUGUGUGCAUAGUGACACCAGAUGGAAAUGUUUUAUUUACAAACAUCUCACUUGAAUUCACUUUGGUCCCACAUUCAGCUUGUCCCUUUCAGUCUGGGAGUACCACAUGGGUGCUGGGCUUCACUUGGUAGAAGGGAGAGCUUAACAUUCCCUCACAUCUCAUUUGGGAACUAGAGUUGCCUGGCUGUGAAAGGCAUUCUAGCUCAUCCAAAGAUUAAUGGCUUGGUUGGAGCUUCCUGGAAGGAUGAGGUGUGAGAUCCUUGUGACCCCGGUUCUAGGGACAGAGAGAGAGUGUAAAUGUGGGCUUGAGGUUAAAGCAAAAGACUGAGAGUUGAGCAUUGUGAAGUCUAAUACUGACUGCCAUAGGUGUCUCAAGUGACAUUUGGUGAGUCACUUAACUUCUCCGCAUGCCAAUGAUAUCCAUUGCUGAGGGUGAGACGUGCUAGCCAUAACUGAUAGGAGUUGUGAGGUUUACUAGCGCUAAUUUGCUUAUAAAGUGUGUUGAAAAUCCCAACUGGGAAGAUGGCUGUAGAUGAACAAAAUUACUAUUGUCGUCCUUAGGAUUGCGUCUGGCAGGGAGGAGAUGAUGAUGGUCCUUGACUCCAAAUGCAAUUUGGAUGUGGUUUCUCAAGUGUUUUGUUUUCUUCCCUGGCUUCAGGGGUGACUGAGCAGGGAGGAAGGGAGAGUGUUCAGCUGGGGAAGGACCAACCAGAACCAAGAGGGAGCAUGACAGCAACUGCCCCACUUAAGGUGCCAUCUUCAGGUCUCAGCCAUAUGAGCCAUGGGAAUCAGCAUGGCAGAAGGAAGUUCAAAUGGCACCCCUGGCUGUGGGCAUUUCCUCUGUCACAGGGUUGGUGCGCGUGAAAUGCCCAGCAAAGCAGCAACUCUUGAUUUGCAUUUUGCUGCUU
Molecule: messenger RNA, 4467 nt
Organism: Gopherus evgoodei (Goodes thornscrub tortoise)
Lineage: Eukaryota; Metazoa; Chordata; Testudines; Testudinidae
Gene: COP1
Product: COP1 E3 ubiquitin ligase
Exons: 20
Coding region: 143-2260 (705 amino acids)
Biological process (GO): proteasome-mediated ubiquitin-dependent protein catabolic process
Molecular function (GO): protein binding; ubiquitin protein ligase activity
Source: RefSeq, a predicted model, not a curated record